This is a messenger RNA of Clunio marinus, 297 nucleotides long. The record is from the annotation of a GenBank genome assembly. Lineage: Eukaryota; Metazoa; Arthropoda; Insecta; Diptera; Chironomidae.
AUGUCAUUAGUUUCAGCUCCAGUUGACAUUUGUAAAUGCACAAAAAAAUAUCCCUUAAUGUCUAGAACAUUGUCGUUGAAAAUAGAUUUUGCAAAGGCGAGUUGGGAAUUGAAGAGACAGAAUAUUUCUAGAUGUCAAUACGAACUUUACCUUAGAAGAAGAAUCUUGGAAAAGGAAAUGUCAAGAGCUUUAUAUUAUACUCUGAUUGAUAUUUCAUUUGUAAAACCUCUUGAAAUUGCUGAAUUGCACAAACCCAUAAUUUCUGUAAGCUUAGGCGAAGCUCAAGAGUUUGAAUAA